Cydia amplana is the source of this 521-nucleotide messenger RNA. Its product is annotated as superoxide dismutase [Cu-Zn]-like. Gene Ontology annotation, molecular function: copper ion binding. Gene Ontology annotation, biological process: superoxide metabolic process. Bases 1 to 519 code for a protein of 172 amino acids. NCBI's taxonomy places the organism in Eukaryota, Metazoa, Arthropoda, Insecta, Lepidoptera, Tortricidae. The record is from RefSeq and is a predicted model, not a curated record. The transcript is spliced from 3 exons.
AUGCAGACUGACAAGCUAGUUAUUAAAUUCUUACAGGCGCCACGAUCACUGCCCGGGCUUCAAGCCAUCGCUUAUCUCAAAGCAGACGAGGACUCCGGAGUUACAGGGGAGUUGCUCUUCACACAAAUUGUGCCCAAUGGUCCUGUGACCAUUGAGGGUAACAUCACGGGCCUGGCGGCGGGGUUGCAUGGGCUGCAUGUGCACCAGUCGGGAGCUAUCAAGGACAAUUGUAAAGAUAUUGGGCCGCAUUUCAUCGCUUAUUACGGCCGCCACGGCGGGCCUCGUGACCACAUCCGCCACGUCGGAGACCUCGGCAACAUCAAGGCAGACGAAGGCACGCUGGCCGUGAAAAUCGUCGACCAUCUCGUCUCUCUGGCCGGUCCUAGGUCUAUAGUUGGACGGUCUGUGGCUAUAACUAAGGGGGAAGAUGAUUAUGGGAGAGCGGGGACUGAGGAUAGCGCGCUGACGGGAUCGUCGGGGCCUGCGGUCGCUUGUGGUAUUAUUGGUUAUACGAAUUAAGU